UGGUUUCCAGAUAAACACCUUCUUCCCAGACACACACAUCCUGUUGGAUUUUGUUGCCAUCUCAGCAAUUCUUAGCAUGUGUGUGUGUGUUUGUUUGUUGUUUACAUUGCGUGGAGAAGGGCUACCGUCGCCGCGUGUACUUUUGUGGUGAAAUUGGAUGUGAAGCUAAGUAAUAGAAAACGGUGCAAAAAUUAAAUUAAAAUUUACAGCAAAAGUUAACAGUGUGUGUGUGAGAAAGAAGUGUGAUUGUGCUUUGAAGGAGCAUAAGAAGAAGAAACCUACCUCAUUUACAGUGCGUGGCAGGCAGCGCUUGCUUAGUUAGCAAGUGUGUGCGUAAAUCUCAGUACGCUUUAAAGCUACCGUGCGUUUGUUUCGAAAAUAGCACCACCACGCCGGAAGAGUGCUAACAACCAAGUUCAGUCAAAGCAAUCUAUGAAAAGAUAGAUAAACCGAUCUUUUCAGUAAAAUACGAAAAAGAAAAUCCAUUGGCAAAAAAGCAAGUGUUUGAAGCAAAAUUAACGCAGUACAUUGUGAGCGUGUGUGUGCGUGUGUGUAAGAGUAAAAGAAAAAGCUCGAAAAAAAGCGAGUGAAACCCCGUUCCCGUUCUACGUUCUAGAAAACCCAAACAAAACAAACCGCACUGCGGCGACGCGCCUUUUUCCCUCCAGAAAAGGAAGAGAAAGAAGCAGUAGAAGAAGCCGCGGAAGGAUUCGUCCGUGCUUUGCUAGUAGUAGUGGUGGUUGUGCAUGGUGGUAGUGUGUGAGAAAGCGCUCCUGUCCGCUUCCGGCACGCCGUGUUUCCUCAGCCACCGUCUUUCGCCAGCAGAAGCUCAUCCUGUUUUGCACCUCACCAAUACACCUAUACGACGACCUAUACAACGCGACGACACGAUAUGGCGGGUGUGUUCGAUCUGGAGCUGCACGAGGAGGAAGACCUUCACGACUCGGAUGACGACGUUAUCGAGAUCGAGGAUGUCGACCUCGAACCCGAACUUCACAUCAACACAAAUCUAGAUACCGAAGGAUCUGAAACGAUACCACUGUCGGAGGAUAUUGUAAAUCCCGGACGAAUCAAGCUAGGACCGCAGGAUUUCGAGCUAAAGAAAGUAUUAGGAAAGGGCGGAUACGGUAAAGUCUUCCAAGUCAGAAAAACCACUGGUGCUGAUGCAAACUCGUACUUCGCGAUGAAGGUGUUAAAGAAAGCGUCGAUAGUUAGAAAUCAAAAAGACACAGCCCACACACGCGCCGAGCGAAAUAUUUUAGAAGCAGUUAGGCAUCCCUUCAUAGUAGAGCUAGUGUACGCCUUCCAGACCGGUGGCAAGUUGUAUUUAAUCCUAGAAUACUUGAGCGGUGGCGAGCUGUUUAUGCAUUUAGAGCGUGAGGGUAUAUUCUUGGAGGACACGGCAUGCUUUUACCUGUGUGAAAUUAUUCUGGCCCUGGAGCACCUGCACAAUCUUGGCAUCAUCUACCGGGAUCUGAAGCCGGAAAAUGUGCUGCUCGAUGCGAAAGGGCACGUGAAGCUAACCGACUUUGGUCUGUGCAAGGAACACAUCCAGGAGGGCAUUGUAACGCACACGUUCUGCGGUACGAUCGAGUACAUGGCCCCGGAAAUUUUAACACGCAGCGGACACGGUAAAGCCGUCGAUUGGUGGUCACUCGGUGCCCUCAUGUACGAUAUGUUGACGGGAACGCCACCAUUCUGUGCGGACAAUCGAAAGAAAACGGUCGAUGCGAUUCUGAAGGACAAGCUCAACAUCCCGGGCUAUCUGACGCCGGAUUCGCGCGAUCUGAUCCGCCGGUUGAUGAAGCGCCAGGUAUCGCAGCGUCUGGGCAGUGGACCGACCGACGGACAGGCGGUUCGGGCACAUCCCUUCUUUAAGAACGUUAACUGGGACGACGUGGUGAAGAGACGGCUUGAUCCACCAAUUAAACCCGUGCUGGUCAGCGAAGAUGAUGUGUCACAGUUUGAUACCAAGUUCACGAAAGAGAUUCCUGUCGAUUCGCCCGACGAAACAACGCUGAGUGAGAGUGUCAAUCUAAUCUUCCAGGGUUUCACGUACGUCGCUCCUUCUGUGCUGGAGGAGAUGCAGACGCGAGUUACAAUACCCCGAUCGCCCCGUCGGAUGCCGCGUCACCACCACCACAUGCACCAUCUGCAACACCACCAGCAAAAUCACCAUCACGGCAGCGGUGGCAGCAGCGGAGCCCAAGGUCCGGGCACCAGUCGAAUGAUGGGACCGGGUGGUGGAGGCGCCGGUGGUCAAGCGAUGGAGAAUGGCGCUUGGAAGAUGGCACCGCACCAUCUGCACCAUCCGCACCAACAUCCGCACCAGCAUCAGCAGCGAGUCAAUCAGAUGGUCCCGCCGAACCAGCAACAGCCGAUCGGCCAACCAGCUCAACCGGGCCACAAUCAGCCGCAGCAACCGGGGCAGGCCGGUGUGAGUGGUGCUGCCGGAGGGGGUGGUCCGGCCGCGGGCAGCAGACCGUUCAACGCCGCGUCAAUCUCCCGCCUCGCCUCCCGAACGCCUCCCCAUCUGCAGCAGUUUGCGCCGCGACCCUCGCCACAGGACGAAAUGAUGGAUGUGUAUCCGGAAAUGUCCAUCUCUUAGCCAACACUGGAAGAUUAUAGCAGUUAUAGAAAAUUUGUCACCUAAAGAUGAUGUGCAGCGCAGGCAGUGUUCUUUUGUGUGACACACCAUUGAUGAUGAUGAUGAUGAUGAGCUGUACAGUGCUGCAGCAUUAUUACGCCCAUCCCCUCAAACUAAUUAGCCUCUCCACACCCUACCCAUACCCGUAGUCUAGCGUAACCAAUAGGAAAAGGUAAAACAAUCGGGAAGGAAGUGAGUGAGUGAGUGCACAACAAACGUGUUGCAAAAAAGAGAGUGCAACAAACCAAGGAAGCAAAACUAGAAUAACGAAUUUUCCUCUCAUAUACAUAUAUUUUUACUUUUGUAGCGCAAUUGAUGAAAGCUGCUUUCGUUUUUGCUCAUGAAGGUUUAGACAAAUUUUGGUUUUCUUGCUCUUAGAAUGAACAUUUUGUACCCGAUUUCGGUUGGUGAUUGAGCCGUUAGUGGCCCGUCGUUACCAAAAUUUAGCUUUUCCUUUUUAGAUGGUUCGACUCAGGCAGAUAGGGCAUCGGUGUUCUCGUAGCCCCAGCGUAGAGAAACAGUAGCAGGAAGCGUAAACGAGAGCCAAUUGGUGCAGAACGGCAUGUGGGACAUUGUGAAUUAGAGUCCUUCCUUUAGAGUACGCGCUCGUUCGCCAGCUUUCGUCUGCUGUUAGCGAUCCAGUUAUCGGGAUGAUGUAUUUAGAGAUGAUUUUUGAUGGGUUUUUUUUUAUAUACAUAUAUGCGAAAGCUUUUAUAUUAUUAUGUAUCCAUCCUUUCCCUCACUUUUAUGCUUUUCGAACACCGAACAGUUCGGCAGAUAUUACUGAUAAAAAACAAACAAACAAAAGGUUACUAAAAAAUUGCUUGACAAACUUGAUGCUAGCAGAGCCGCGCGCUUGGUGGAAAAUUAUCGAUUUCAUUGCCGUACGCAACGGGGCUCUUCCGGGUGUGUGGCACUGUUGGGAGGAUUUGUUUUUUUGUACGGGAAAAUUGUAACAAAAUCGUUUAGAAAUUUUUGUAUUAUAAAGUGUUUGCCUGUGCGGCAAACGCGAGAGAGAGACAGACCACCAGAGAAUGUCCUUCCGGUUGUUGGCAGAAAAUUGCGGAAAAUUGUGUCGGUGUCGGUGGUACACACAAACAAGAGGGAGGCAAUUUUACUACACUCGCAAAUAUUAGCUAGCUACAAAGAAAUGCAUAUGACGAGAGGGGUUGCAUUUUCCACCAUAAGAAAAAUGAAAAGCUGGAAGGUAGAAAGCGCCACUUUAACACCCCUCCCCCCCCCUCCACAAAAGGACUAUUUACACAACUAAAACCUCUAUACGAACGAUCGCGUUGAAACUCCAAAAUGAUGGUGCGUAUAAAACAAUGAAGACACAAGAUGGAAAUUAUUACGUUACCUUCGUUCCCCCCCUCCCUGGUAGAAGAAGCAGAAGAAGAUAAUGUGCGACUUUUUGAUUAAAAUUAACAGAAGCAAAAAGGUGAAACAAACACGCUAUGUUCCUUUGUGUUGUUGCAGAUGUUUCCUGUGUUGUUUUCUAAAGCAAGCAAGCAAAAAGAAAAAAACGAAAAGCAAGCCGGAAAACGGCAAGAGCAAAAACAAAGAAA
Anopheles stephensi (Asian malaria mosquito) is the source of this 4212-nucleotide messenger RNA. RefSeq names its product ribosomal protein S6 kinase beta-2 (gene S6k). Bases 893 to 2608 code for a protein of 571 amino acids. The record is from RefSeq and is a predicted model, not a curated record. Gene Ontology annotation, molecular function: ATP binding; protein serine/threonine kinase activity. NCBI's taxonomy places the organism in Eukaryota, Metazoa, Arthropoda, Insecta, Diptera, Culicidae. The transcript has 12 exons. Gene Ontology annotation, biological process: protein phosphorylation.